This is a messenger RNA of Pterocles gutturalis (yellow-throated sandgrouse), 2548 nucleotides long. It is a transcript of the gene ATP10D, whose product is annotated as ATPase, class V, type 10D. Gene Ontology annotation, biological process: phospholipid translocation. The record is from RefSeq and is a predicted model, not a curated record. The annotation marks the transcript as partial. The transcript is spliced from 13 exons. Lineage: Eukaryota; Metazoa; Chordata; Aves; Pterocliformes; Pteroclidae. Gene Ontology annotation, cellular component: plasma membrane. Gene Ontology annotation, molecular function: ATP hydrolysis activity; magnesium ion binding; ATPase-coupled intramembrane lipid carrier activity.
CAAAGAGGUUGGAAUCCUAUCAAGAGAUUGAUUCAGAGGAUGAGGAUUCAGCUGAUCGUCAGUGUGGCUCUCUGACCCAUAUGUCAAAAUGGCAGGGGCACAACUGCAGAGCUGUGAAUGAAUCUUUGAACAGAAAGUCUUUGAAUCAGUUGUCUGAUAGUUACCCUGCGUUAGGAAGGGAAGAUGGAACAGGUGAUGUUCGCCACUCAGGACGUGUUGCGUUCAGCAGCCCCAUUGAAACAGAUGUUAUACCAGACACAGAACUGCUGGAGAAGUUCAGUCAGAUUUCUUCUCAUUCCUAUCGACAAUCAGAAGAAGCUAGCAGCAAGUUAGCUUUGGAGACAAUGUACAUCACUGACUUCUUUCUUGCUCUGGCAAUCUGUAAUACCGUUGUAGUUUCAGUCCCCAAUCAGCCACGUCAGAAGAUGAGGCUCUCUUCUCUGGGUAGGAUGCCUAUUAAAUCACUUGAGGAAAUCAGGCAAAUGUUCCAGAGGUUGUCAGUCCGGAGACUAAGUUCCUCCCCACUUCCAACUGUAAAAGAGUCAUCUGAAAGCCCCAACAGUUUUGUGAGAAAACUGUCUAUUUUCAGAAUGAAGCUGGCUUCACCUGCUUUGGAUGGGGAUGCUGAAAGGGCUGCUGAGCCUCACAGUGCCGACAGCCCAGAAAAUCCCCAAGUGCCUCAAGAACUAGAUACGAUGAAUGUAGCUGCUGGCUGUGAACACAACAGUGCUGCAUCAUGUAUUGAAUUGUCUUCCUCACCUAAACUGUGUUAUGAAGCUGAGAGUCCAGAUGAAGCUGCCUUGGUUCAUGCUGCUAGGGCUUAUAAGUGUAUUUUAGAGUCCAGGACUCCAGAUCAAGUAACUGUGGACUUUGCAGGUCUGGGAUCUUUAACAUUUCAAAUUUUGCAUAUCCUGCCUUUUGAUUCAGUGCGGAAAAGGAUGUCGGUGGUGGUUCGGCACCCAGUCUCCAACAAAGUGGUGGUGUACACCAAAGGUGCAGACUCAGUCAUGAUGGAUUUGUUGAGAACUGCAUCUGAAGUAGGUACUAAUAAUUCAGAAGUGGAACAAAAAAAGAUUAAAGAGAGAACUCAGAAGCAUUUGGAUGACUAUGCCAGAAGAGGACUGCGCACUCUAUGUAUUGCUAAGAAGGUGCUGAGUGAUGCAGAAUAUGCAGAGUGGUUAAAUAAUCAUUUUUUAGCGGAAACCAGUAUUGAGAACAGGGAGGAGUUGCUGCUUGAAUCUGCUAUCAGGCUUGAGACUGAACUAACUUUGCUUGGUGCCACUGGCAUUGAAGAUCGCCUGCAGGAGGGUGUUCCAGACACAAUACAGGCAUUACGGAAAGCAGGAAUAAAAAUAUGGAUGCUGACAGGUGACAAGAGAGAGACAGCUGUCAACAUUGCCUAUGCUUGUAAACUGCUGGAACCAGAUGACAGAAUCUUCACUCUCAAAUCACAAAGUAGGGAUGCCUGUGCCUUGGUGAUGAGCAAAAUUUUAGAAGGCAUCCAGAAGAAUACUUCUGCCAAAAAAAAACCCAGUCAUAAACUUGGGAAUGUCUCUGCAAGUCCCUCCACCCAAGCUCCAGGGUUCAGUGCAGGCCUGGUUAUUGAUGGAAGGACUUUAGAGCAUGUCCUUCAUGACAGCCUACAAAAUAUUUUCUUGGAACUCACAGAAAAAUGUCAGGCUGUAGUCUGCUGCCGAGCCACACCACUACAGAAAAGUGUCCUGGUCAGACUGGUGCGAAAUAAGCUGAAGGCAGUGACAUUAGCUGUAGGUGAUGGUGCCAAUGAUGUCAGUAUGAUCCAGGUAGCUGACACUGGUGUGGGAAUAUCAGGCCAAGAAGGCAUGCAGGCUGUGAUGGCAAGUGACUUUGCAAUCUCUCAGUUUAGACACCUCAGGAAGCUGCUGCUUGUCCAUGGCCACUGGUGUUAUACCAGGCUUACCAACAUGGUGCUUUACUUCUUCUACAAAAAUGUGGCCUAUGUGAACCUCCUGUUCUGGUACCAGUUCUUCUGUGGGUUUUCAGGCACAUCAAUGACUGACUAUUGGAUCUUGAUUCUUUUCAAUCUCCUUUUUACAUCAUUGCCACCCAUCAUAUAUGGUGUCUUGGACAAAGAUGUGUCUGCGGAGAUACUCAUGCAGCUCCCACAGCUGUACAUGAUGAGCCAGAAAUCUGUGGCUUACUUGACUUCAGCUUUCUGGAUAACCUUGCUGGAUGCUUUUUACCAAAGUCUCGUUUGCUUUUUUGUGCCUUACUUUACCUACUAUGGCUCAGACAUUGACAUUUUUUCUUUUGGAAACCCUAUAAACACAGCAGCGCUCUUCAUAAUACUGUUUCACCUUCUCAUUGAGUGCAAGUCUGUGACGUGGAUACAUACAGUAGUUAUAGUUGGCAGCAUCCUGUUUUACUUUGUCUUCACUCUGGCUUUUGGGGCAACCUGCAAAACCUUCAACCCACGAUCAAAUCCUUACUGGAUCAUGGAAAAGCACAUGACAGACCCAGUAUUUUACUUAGUUUGUCUCCUGACUAUUUGUGUUGCUCUGCUACCCAG